AUGGACUUAGAUAACUAUUUGAAUUUUAAUGAGCCAGGACACCCGCACCUCAGCGACAACGGAAUCAACAAUGCUCAGAACAUCGGAAUCUGCAUGAAUGACCAGAACUUGAGGAGAGAGCUUCUUGGAAACGACGGACAACACGGCAACGAUCAGUCCAGACAGCAGUCGAUUAUCACAGUUCAACAACCAGGAGAUGCAACUGGAAGUGGCCAGGUCCGCGUCUUCAUCAUCAGAGAUCAAGUCAAAAACGUCAUUCAAGCGGGAAACAAUCUCAUCGUCGAAACAGCGAAAAACGAUGGAGCAAAAAUCGCACCACAAACUAGCUACAUCCAGGGAGUGAUGAAAGACAACACAUUUCAGCAAUCGUCGCCGGUGAGCUUGAGCGGAUCUGAGCAAAGCAGCCAGCUGCAGAGUAACCAGCAAGGACAGACUGGUCAAGAAGCGAUUCAAGAAAACGGCCCCCCGACUCCGAAAAUCGCUGCUCAGAAAUCGCCGGGAGAACCGCUGAUCAAGCCAAAAGGAAAGAAACGACCGGUGCCGGCGCACCAAAAAGACGAACUCUACUGGGAAAGGAGACGGAAAAACAACCUCGCAGCGAAGCGAUCGAGAGAGUCUCGAAGACUUCGGGAUAAUCAGACGACGAUGAGGACGGGAUUUUUGGAAAAUGAAAACAUGGAAUUGAGGGAGAAAAUUAAUCAAGUCAGGUCUGAAAUUCUGGAUAUCAAAGAAAAGCUGCAAGAAUACAACGCGAUCUACCGAGGAACAGAAGUUUCCGCCCUGGCCGAGGCUGCUGCCGUCAUGGCGGAUUCGGAGCCGAUGAUUCCUCCCGAAAUCAAGCAGCAAUGA
Molecule: messenger RNA, 849 nt
Organism: Oikopleura dioica
Lineage: Eukaryota; Metazoa; Chordata; Appendicularia; Copelata; Oikopleuridae
Source: the annotation of a GenBank genome assembly